AUGUCUUCUUACGUUCACACUUCUUUCCCCAUUGAGAUGGAGGUUGACAGUCCCACCACCUCUGAUCUCUCUGGUCCUCUUCUCUCCUCUUUCUCUUCUCUCUCCCUCGGUGUUCCUACUCCUCAGGCUUAUCCUGUGGAGAUGGAUGUCGAUGAUUUCUCUCUUCAGGCUGCUCGACAGGCUUUCGCGGAUUACAAGAAGAGCAAGCGCUCCUCUUCUAACCGCAAAAAUCCAUUUCUUACUCCUCUCUCCUCCUCCUCCUCCUCCUCUUCUUCUUCUUCUCUCUCUCAGGACCGCCCGAAGAAUCCCUUUGCUGGUGAGUCCGCUCGCGCUAAGCGCGAUGACUCUCGCAAGAAUCCCUUCGCUGUUGUGGAAUCCUCUCGCGCUAAGCCUGAUGGAAUUCGCAAGCGUCGGGGUGGUGGUAAGGGUAGAGCUAAGGAUCAGCAACAGCCCAAAGGUAACGGACAGCGCGGAUCUCGAAAGACUUCUGGUCAGCAUCAGUCUUCCAAGCCUGCUCGCAGGCCUAGACAGAAGCGCAAUCAGAAGUCCAAGAGAAACGAUCAGUCUGUCAAUCCCUUUGCGCAAGGUGCUAAUCCUGUCCCUCAACCCAAACCCCAAAAUCCCUUCUCUAAGGGCGGUACUUACAAUCCUUAA
This is a messenger RNA of Colletotrichum orchidophilum, 654 nucleotides long. RefSeq lists its product as uncharacterized. Bases 1 to 654 code for a protein of 217 amino acids. The record is from RefSeq and is a predicted model, not a curated record. The transcript has a single exon. Lineage: Eukaryota; Fungi; Ascomycota; Sordariomycetes; Glomerellales; Glomerellaceae.